This is a messenger RNA of Rubroshorea leprosula, 1264 nucleotides long. The record is from the annotation of a GenBank genome assembly. NCBI's taxonomy places the organism in Eukaryota, Viridiplantae, Streptophyta, Magnoliopsida, Malvales, Dipterocarpaceae.
UAAAAUUUAUUUAAGCGAAAUUAAAUAAUGGUUACCUAUAUAAAGUUCAAGUUGGUCAUGAAUUCAAUCUUAUGCAGGUGACCAAAUUGGUGUUUGUUAUGGCAUGAUUGGUAACAACUUACCGCCCCGCCCAGAAGUCAUAGCUCUCUACAACCAAUACAACAUCCGAAGGAUGAGACUCUACGACCCGGAUCAAGCUGCGCUCCAAGCCCUCGGAGGCACCAACAUUGAGGUCAUGCUCGGCGUCCCCAACACCGAUCUCGCACGCAUCGCCGCCAGCCAGGACAAUGCCAAUGCUUGGGUCCAAAACAACGUCAAGAACCACGCCAACGUUAAGUUCCGCUACAUAGCCGUUGGGAACGAAGUUAAGCCCUCGGAUUCUUUUGCACAGUUUCUAGUCCCCGCCAUGCAGAACAUCCGAAAUGCACUUUCGGCUGCCGGACUUGGAAUCAAAGUUUCCACGGCUAUCGACACCGGAACCCUCGGAGAAUCUUUCCCACCGUCCAAGGGGUCUUUCAAGGGUGAAUAUAUGCCGAUUCUAAACCCUGUUAUUCGUUUCUUGGUGGACACACAAGCUCCAUUGCUGGUCAACUUGUAUCCUUACUUCAGUUACAUAGGCAACACGAAGGACAUCUCCCUUAAUUACGCCCUCUUCGCGGACCCGGCGCCCGUGGUCCAAGACGGGUCUCUACAGUACCAUAAUCUUUUCGAUGCAAUUCUUGACACAGUCUAUGCUGCGCUUGAGAAGUUCGGUGGAGGCAAUUUAGAGAUUGUUGUAUCAGAGAGUGGCUGGCCUACCACCGGUGGAACGGCGACGACGGUUGAUAAUGCAAGGACUUAUAACAACAAUCUGAUUCAACAUUCCAUACAGCCUUCGACAUUCAAGCUUCGACUCCACAUUUUCUCUUUAGUCUUUAACAUUAUCUCAAACUUAGAUAUUAGUUUCACCAAGUCACCAUUACAUCCACUUAGCCCUUUCUUUCUUUCUCCUUUGAGUUUGACAAGUGCUCUCUUUGUCACCAACUUUUCUCUCUAAAACCUUCAAGGAAGUUAUUUACUUAUUUAUGCUUUUUAGCUUUCUCUAUAUUCCAAGUAAAAAUUAUACUUGAUCUUGUCCUUUGCUUAGAUGCAUUCAAUUGAUUGAUUCUUUGAAAGCAAUGACAAGAACAAAUAUGUUCCAAUGGGGUUUGUGUUUUUUGGUUGUCAUGCUACUACUGUUUUUUUUUUUUUUCAUUAUUGAGAUUUAUAAAUGUGUGGUGUUUUU